This is a messenger RNA of Thlaspi arvense, 2979 nucleotides long. NCBI's taxonomy places the organism in Eukaryota, Viridiplantae, Streptophyta, Magnoliopsida, Brassicales, Brassicaceae. The record is from the annotation of a GenBank genome assembly.
UUUUGCUUCAUCGUUUUCCUCUACCUCUUUAAAGUUUGUUUUUUUUUCUUUUUCAAAUCUUAUCAUCAACUUUUUUUUACGUCUUUCUCUUUAGAUUCCCGGGAAAGAGAAGGAAAAAUGCGAGAAAAGUAAGCAUUUUUGUUUUUUUUUUCUAUUUUUUCUUACACCUUCCAGCUCAAGUUUGGUAGUAAGUCUAAGCAGACAUUUAAUCCCAAAAAAAGUUUGAUCUUUUAUGCUACUUCGAGAAGCAGAGAGUCUUUUGACUUUAAUUUCUUCUGAGUUUUCGAAAAACCCAUUUCAAAAAAGUUAGUUGCGUCAAAGGGGGAGAUUAAGGAUUGGCUUAUUGAUUCUCGUGUCAUUUAUUUCAACCCAAGAUCAUCAUCAAUUCCAUCUGCUCACCUAACUCGGCGACGACAUUCUUCGAGUUGAAAGCAAGCAAAACCCUAAAAGCAGUCUUCUUCGAAGCUGAUGAGGUCGACAGGUGAUGUACACGAAGCAGCAGAUGGCAGAUCAGAUGCAGGUUCUUCGAGAAGCGAAGAAGAAACGGGUCUCAAGGAGAAACACUCAACAAAUUCGCGAGCUGGGUCUCAAAGAUCUGGGGAAAACGAGGAGCUUCGAGAGCCAAACUAUGGAUCAGAUUCUUCGUCUAAGAACAACCCAAUUGAGUAUACAGAGCAAGAACGAGCUGAGCUUCUAAGAAGGUUAGAUUCAAUCAAAGAUCAUCUCCUUCGUGGUAAUACGGUUGAUAAACCAAAAGACUCAGAUCAGAAUCAGCCAUCGCUCAGACCAAUCCAUCUCCAUGGACCUUCCUAUUACCAUCCAUAUCCAGAGCCGUUUCCUUACCCUGGACAGGCUCACGGAAUGUAUCCUCAAGGUUAUCAUCAUCAAGAUCCUUAUGGGUUCCAUAGAAGACCACCUCCGGUUCCAAAUCCAAACUGGUAUCCUCCUCCUGGUCAUUACCCUAAUCAGAUGCCUCGUCCAUAUCCUGGAGGUCAAUACGUUGAUAUUGGUGCUGAUAUAGUCGAGCCACAUUCAUACUUCCCGGCUACGCCGAGUAGGUACGGCGAUAUGCCUCCGUACAGCCCUGUUUCUUCUCACCAUCGCGGCGGAGAGAAACUCGCAGCACCUUACAGUCCACCUGUUAACAUCUAUAACAACAGUCCGAGUUUCCCUUCUUCCAUGAGCUCUCCGGGUCCUCGAGGCGGUUACGCGAGGUGGCCGAGUGAUCUUGACUCUGAGAUGGGCGGCGCUUUUGCUCGCGGGUAUGUUAAGAAAGCUGUUUCCGAUAGUGAUGCUCGUCGUUGCCAUCCUCUUGCUGGUGGUGCUCCUUUUAUAGCUUGCCAUAGUUGCUUCGAGCUGCUUUACUUGCCUAAGAAGAAGCUUUUGGCUCAGGAAAGGCAGCAUAAGCUUCAAUGUGGUGCUUGCUCUCAAGUUAUCAGUUUCACGAUCGUCGACAAGAAGCUCGUUUUCUCUUCUGGUAACGAGGAAACAGAACCGGUCUUUUCAGAGGUUGAAGAUAGAAGAAGCCCAACAAACAACACAGUGGUGGUAGAGGAACUCUCUUCUGUUGAUUUCAACAACUCAGGGAAGGAUGAAGAAGAAGCAAUACAAGAAUCAAGGAAUCACCGGGACACUAGGCAGAGCAUCCGGUCUGAAUCUCAACACUCAGAUGAUGAAGAAAGAUCGAGCAUUUCUAGUGAACGACAAGAGAAAGAGGUCAAAUCUGUUCGCCGGCGAGGUAAAGGCUCAAAAGCUCCGGAGCCCGCUGCUCCCGAGAGUGCCAGUCUCCUUGAGCUAUUUGAGUAUUCAAACGUAAACCGAGCUGCGCUCGCUUACGGAAUGGCAGAGUUAGGUUUUAUCAAGCCGGAUAAGCAAGAGUCUUUCAUGAAACAUGACUCGGUGAAGCCGGAAUCAGUAGCUACAGAGACAGAGGUUUCUUACAACGGGUACUCUAACACGGAGAUCUCUGAAGAUUCAAGGUACUCAAAUGGAAGAGAAGACAGCAACAACAGACCAAGAAGCCGAAAAGGUAGCGAGUCUGGUGGUUCCACGGAGAUCACAACGAGGUCCUCAACAGAAGAUCAAGGGAGGUCAUUUGAAGUUUGGGUUAAUGGACAUCUUAUACCGGAAGAUCUAGUGAGCAGUGCUGAGAAACUAGCUGGACCAAUCCAAGCUGGAAAGUAUUGGUAUGACUACAGAGCUGGGUUCUGGGGCGCAAUGGGCAAACCGUGUCUCGGUGUAAUACCACCAUUUAUAGAAGAGUUUAGCCAUCCAAUGCCUGAUAGCUGCGCUGCAGGAAACACAGAAGUGUAUGUGAAUGGAAGAGAGCUUCACAAGAGAGAUUACGAGUUACUCGUGGGUCGUGGUCUUCCUCGUGACAAGAACCGUUCUUACAUCCUUGAUAUAUCCGGGAGAAUCCUCGAUGGAGAUUCAGGGGAAGAACUUAAAAGCCUUGGCAAAUUAGCCCCAACGAUCGAGAAGGUGAAGCAUGGAUUUGGUAUGAGGGUUCCAAGAUCGUUAGCUUCAUGAGAGCUCCCACAAGUAACAACACAACCACAUGAUUCUACCUCUUUGGUUCCAGUCUUAUUAUUUAUUUGUUACUUUAAAUGUAAAGUGUGUGGUUUUUAACUUUUUUACUCAUGACCAUGGGUUAUAUUUUUUUUAUUUUUUCUCACAUGGGUUAGAUUUCUGAUUUAAGAUUUUUGUUUUCGUGGUCCUCUCUCAGUAAGACACAUAGACGGAUAGACCCUAUUUUUAAUUUACCUUGCAUGGUUGAAUUGUUGGGAUGGGUUUGUUUAGAGCGACCAUAACUGGUUGGGAUGAUAUUGAUUGUAUACGAACCGGGUUAUGCCGGUAUAAAGUUUGUAAUGUUUCUUCUUUUUCCGGUUCCAAUCUGACCAAACUGGUUUGGGAUUCUUCUCAUCGAGUUGUAUAUGGGCCCAAUAUCAAUAUCAAACAAGAUAGAAACUCUGUUUUUAA